Messenger RNA from Habropoda laboriosa, 1395 nucleotides. It is a transcript of the gene Dop2R, whose product is annotated as dopamine D2-like receptor. NCBI's taxonomy places the organism in Eukaryota, Metazoa, Arthropoda, Insecta, Hymenoptera, Apidae. The transcript has 7 exons. Gene Ontology annotation, biological process: adenylate cyclase-activating adrenergic receptor signaling pathway. Gene Ontology annotation, molecular function: dopamine neurotransmitter receptor activity, coupled via Gi/Go; G protein-coupled receptor activity. The coding region runs from base 31 to 1395 and encodes 454 amino acids. The record is from RefSeq and is a predicted model, not a curated record. Gene Ontology annotation, cellular component: membrane.
GUCGCAGAUCUCCUAGUAGCUGUGCUCGUCAUGCCGUUUGCCGUCUACGUUCUGGUAAACGGAUCGUGGAGUCUGCCCGGCUUUGUCUGCGACUUUUACAUCGCGAUGGACGUCACGUGCAGCACCAGUUCCAUUUUCAACCUCGUAGCAAUCUCGAUAGACAGAUACAUAGCGGUGACCCAGCCGAUAAAAUACGCCAAGCACAAGAACAAUAGAAGAGUGUGGUUGACGAUACUGUUGGUCUGGGCGAUAUCGGCCGCGAUCGGCAGCCCGAUUGUUCUCGGCUUGAAUAACACCCCCGACCGAAUACCGGACCAAUGUCUCUUCUACAAUGCAGACUUUAUCAUCUACUCGAGCCUAUCCAGCUUCUACAUACCUUGCAUCAUCAUGGUGUUUCUCUACUACAAUAUAUUCAAGGCGCUGCGGAACAGGGCGAGGAAGGCAAGGGCCAAUAGAAAACCGAACCUGGGCGACAUUAAACCGGGCAGCAUAAUCGAGAACAUCGCGCACACGCGCAGUGGGUAUUCUGUGGCAAGGUUUGCGGAGACUGCACUCGGGGCGGCAGCUCUGGUGGCGCCUGGCAUGGAGGAGCCGACGAACACCGCGUCCGGGAGUAACGAGGACGAGGACGAGACGCCCCUUGAUCCUGUCGUGGUCAUCUCGAACGACAAGAGCACCGAGUUCUUUUUAGCCACGGUCGUCGAGGAAGCAGCUUGUCGUUUCAGCGCAGUGGCUCAAGCUCAGCUGGGUGGAACGCAGAACGCGAGAAAGGAUUCCGGGUACGACGCGGCGGCGAGCAGCACGGUCGUUCACGAGCCUCUCGAAACGAAUUCCAGCCCGAGCCCUUACCCACGAAUCACCUCCGCUCCUUCGUCCUCGACAUCUUCCUCGCCGCCGCCGAAGGGCGCGGCCACCAGUCAGAGCUCGCAGGCCAAGAAGAACGGCGCGGAGACGAACAAGCAGGAAUUAAAGAGGCUCAAGAGUGCCGGUUCGCUUCUUCCUCUUCAGCUUGGCCGAACGCCAAGCGUCUUGUCCGGCACUUCCACCUGUAAGAAGGACAAGAAGAACGCCGCUUCCGGCUCCCGUUUCACGAUAUACAAGGCCAACAAGGCGAGCAAGAAAAAACGCGAGAAGAGCUCCGCGAAGAAAGAGCGAAAGGCUACGAAAACGUUGGCGAUAGUUUUGGGUGUCUUUCUGAUCUGCUGGCUGCCGUUCUUCACCUGCAACAUCAUGGACGCAAUUUGCACGAAGCUGGAGGCCACCUGUCAACCAGGUGUCACGGCCUUCAUCGUCACCUCCUGGCUAGGCUACAUGAACAGCUUCGUGAAUCCCGUAAUUUACACUGUGUUCAAUCCCGAAUUUCGCAAAGCCUUCCAUAAAUUGAUCAGCUUCUAG